Athene cunicularia (burrowing owl) is the source of this 1454-nucleotide messenger RNA. It is a transcript of the gene CDCA8, whose product is annotated as cell division cycle associated 8. NCBI's taxonomy places the organism in Eukaryota, Metazoa, Chordata, Aves, Strigiformes, Strigidae. Gene Ontology annotation, biological process: mitotic sister chromatid segregation. The transcript is spliced from 10 exons. The coding region runs from base 1 to 1203 and encodes 400 amino acids. Gene Ontology annotation, cellular component: chromosome passenger complex; chromosome, centromeric region; spindle midzone. The record is from RefSeq and is a predicted model, not a curated record.
AUGAUGCACCAAGGCCUGACACCCUACACUCAUCCAGCUUUAUGCCCCAAGCCCCGUGUGGGGAGCCCGGGGCCGCAGAGCCGCUCCCCGUUCCUCUGCCGGCUCCCCCUCCGUCCCGGCCCAGAGCCGGACCCGCGUGGUGGCACCGGGCAGCACCGUGCUCGCUCCCCACCCGUGGAUACUCGAGAAGGAGCAGCUGUGACAAACACGGCUGUUACCUUUGCUCUUUGCGGCACCACAGCUUUCAGCCUGUUUGGCUUCAGCCUGGAGGCCUCUACACACACCAGCACUCGGCUGCCGGACAGCCAGGAGAGCGUCUGCAUCGACCCUCUGCGUCCUGUGUCAUCCCACAGCGCACACCGCCCGUCCCUUAUAGCCAGAAUGCGGACCCGGAUCGAGCAGCUGUGGGCGAACGAGCAGCGACUGGUGAAGGAGGCGGAGAACCUGUACAACAUCGAGAUCCUGCGGCUGCCGGUGGCGCUCCGCGAGAUGAACUGGCUGGACUACCUCGCUAAAGGAGGAAGCAAAAAGGUGUUGCAAGAGGCAGUAGCGGCAGACUUGGAAAUAACAGAAAUAAACAAGUUAACAGCAGAAGUUAUCCAGACUCCUUUAAAAAUCAAGAAAGUGGAAAAAUUCAAACAGGGUAUUGAAGCUAUUGAGGAAGAAGCAGAGCGCCCUUUGCUUCCUGUAGCAAAGAAAGCAAAGCAUGAUAGCCAGUGUCUUCCAGAGCUGGAAGCUGAAAACAUUAAUCCAAAAGCUGGAAAGGUGAAGGCAUCCACAAAAAAAAUGCCAGCGUCCAGGAGCAGGAGGCCUCCUUCGGUGAGGGUGAAGCGCAUGAGUAAAAGAACAAGCAAAAACAGCUUCAUCACCCCAGCUACGGGUAGGAUUGUUGAUCUCUGUGCGCGAGGAGGAACCUCCGUGGUCACGCCCAGAUUUGAUUCCAGCGUUUUCAAGACGCCGGGUUUGCGCACUCCCGCGGUAAACGAGCGCGUUUACACCAUCUCUGCCAAUGGCAGCCCCCUCGCCGACAGCAACGACAUCUUCAUCACAGUCCCCAUCGGAGGAGGGGAGAGCAUUCGUUUAACAACAAGUGAUUUGACCAAGAAGAAUCUUCUUCAUCUAAAUCCGGAGACCCAAGGAAUUAUGAAGAAGCUAUCGGUUCGUCUCGCACAAGCUUGCAGCGGUGCAAAAACCUGCACAUGAAGCUCAGUGAACGCCGACACCCCUCUGUAAAUACCGAAUGCUACGUUUAGGACUCCUACCUUUAGUUUUCGUUCUAAUUUGUGUCUUCCUUCCAUUAAUUUACAGAAUGGAAGUUAAGAACUGAUUUUUUUAUCUGCAGUAUGUAAUGGGAUUAGAAUAGAUUGCAUUUUUUAAUUCGGGAGAAAAAAAAAUACUUCUCUUCCCUAUUUCCUCUAAGGUUGAGCCCAAGAUAGAGCUCCCUUGGGCGGGCA